Messenger RNA from Nyctereutes procyonoides (raccoon dog), 1064 nucleotides. It is a transcript of the gene LXN, whose product is annotated as latexin. The record is from RefSeq and is a predicted model, not a curated record. The transcript is spliced from 7 exons. Bases 164 to 832 code for a protein of 222 amino acids. Gene Ontology annotation, molecular function: metalloendopeptidase inhibitor activity. Lineage: Eukaryota; Metazoa; Chordata; Mammalia; Carnivora; Canidae.
GGGAGAGGAGGAAGCGGAGGGUGACUCAGGCCCCAGCUCCUCUGCACUUCGCCCCUAGCCCCGCCCGCCUCGCAGUGUGGCCGGGGGAGGCCCGGAGCGUCCCCCCGUCCCCGCCCGCGGGUGAAGGGUGAAGCCGCCGCCGCCGCCGCCGCCGCCCCCGAGGAUGGAGAUCCCGCCGACCCACUUCCCAGCCGCGCGGGCGGCCUCGGUGGCCGAGAACUGCAUCAACUACCAGCAGGGCACCCCCCACAAGGUGUUCCAGGUGCAGACGAUCGCACAGGCCAGCGUGCAGGAUAUUCCGGAAAAAGGACAUAAGUAUUGCCUUAAAUUUUCUGUGGAAGAGAUUAUCCAAAAACAAGUUACCCUGAACUGCACAGCUGAAGUCCUUUACCCUCUGACGGGACAAGAUACCGCACCAGAAGUCAACUUCACAUUUGAAGGAGAAAUUGGAAAGAACCCAGAUAAAGAAGAUAACACAUUUUACCAAAGACUCAAGUCCAUGAAGGAACCACUUGAAGCACAAAAUAUUCCAGACGGUCUCGGGAAUGUGCCCCCGGAGAUGGAGCCAGUCCGACACCUGGCCUGGGUCGCCUGCGGUUACGUUAUAUGGCGGAACUCGACGGAGGACACGUGGUACAAAAUGGCAAAGAUUCACACGGUCAAGCAAGUGCAAAGAAAUGAUGACUUCAUUGAGUUAGACUACACUGUUCUACUUCAUGACAUUGCAUCUCAGGAGAUUAUUCCUUGGCAAAUGCAAGUUCUCUGGCAUCCGCAAUAUGGUACUAAAGUCAAACAUAAUACCCGCCUGCCAAAGGAAGCACAACCGGAAUAAACGAAGACCCUAUCAAUGAAGUGUCAGCUUCCUUUUAAUGAUGUGUAUGCCAGUCUUCACUGAUACCUACAUGGUGCCAUGCAAAUCCCAAAGUGUAACUUGGUAUAAAUGUCUUCGUUACACUAUGGAACCAUAUAGAUUCCACACAGUAGAGAGUAUCCUGAUGUAAAAGUGUCCCAACGCUAAUAGUGGUAUGUAUAUCCCAUAAUAAAAAGCUUCAAUUACAGCCUCA